UGACCUGUCGUGCUCCAUCAUCAUCAUCCUCUCCAUGCCAGUCGCCAACCAUCGCCUCCCCCUUCCACUUCUCGCUCAUUGCAGCCCGAUGUCAAAAUCAGCAAGGAGAGUGAGAUGAGUGGUGUGAAAAAAGGUAGAUAGUUGAUGGUCCACAGGAGUUUCAACUUGCAUGUUGAUGUGUUUGCACAGCUCCAGCAACCAGCAUACAUUCCACAGCGCCUCUCUCCAUACCCGCUCUCCUGUCACAAGAAUUCUUUCUUUCCCUUUCAUUUCUUUUUGUUGCUUUCUUUCUUUGAUCUGUUGAAUGUGACACUUGGUCAGCAGCCCAACAGGAAUCUGGCAGCUAUAAAGUCCUCUUUGACCCGGUUCCUAGGUGAACAGUUCUUGAUUAGAGUCCGUGGUUUCUGGCUUGUCUGUGCUUGGGGCAGAUACUCCCCCCUUCUCAACCAAGAUGGAUACCCUUGUUGCACAAUGCAGUCAUCUGGUGUCGCCAGGAUAUAAAAACUUCAUUCUCUCCAUUUUGAUCAUCUUCGGGAUCCUCUUCUCCUACAUCCCCCAACACCACCGCAUCAUCACCCUCAAAAGCUCCUUCGGAAUCUCCCCAUACUUUGUCCUGCUGGGCACCACGUCCGGCUCGGCCGCCGUGGCCAACGUGGUGUCCCAGGAACAAAGCCUACAGGAUAUGGCCUGCUGCUCGAAUGUCAGCGGAUUCUCCUGUUUCGCAGGCCUCCUGGGGAUCUUCCAGGUGGUAACCCAGUGUCUCUGCUUCUUCACCAUUCUCUUCCUCUUCACCUUCUACUUCCCCAGAGAAUGCCCCGAACCACCGCAAGUCACCCCAGGAUACCCCAAGCCCAGCCGGGGCCCCACCUACCGCACCGCCCUGGUCGUCUGCGCCAUCUGCAUCCUGCACGCAGCCGCCAUGCUGAUCACCACACUCGCCGUCGGCCUGAAGCAGCCCUCCGCCCUCCAGUCGUGGUCCAACUUCUGCGGUAUCCAAGCCGCCGUCCUCGCCUCAAUCCAGUACUUCCCUCAGAUCUGGACCACCCUGCGACUGCGCUGCGUCGGCAGUCUCAGCAUCCCCAUGAUGUGCAUCCAAACACCCGGCAGUCUCGUCUGGGCGGGCAGCCUCGCUGCCAGACUCGGGACCAAGGGCUGGAGCACGUGGGGCGUGCUGAUCGUGACGGCUUGUCUGCAGGGCACGCUGCUGAUGCUGGGCAUAUUCUUCGAAUACCUCGGUCCGAACAAGGGCCAUGCGCACCAUGGUGGAAAGGACACGACGCAGGAUGUCGAAGCCGAGGACGACGAUGAUGAUGAUGUUGUUGACGGGGUGGAGGAGCCGCCAUCCGAAGAGACGCCGCUAUUGCGGGAUCGGUGAUUCUGCCAAGCAGAUUGCUGUUUUUGGAAGAGCUGGAACAAACUCUCCAAAUGGUUUCUGAGAGCGUUUAUAUGAUAUAUGUACUGGAAUGUGUAUGCCUACCUUUUCUUUCCAUGUUUAGCGUGAUGAGCAUGUGUUACUCAAUCUGCUGGUUAGAACCUGUUUGUUUCAUGGUAGUGCUAGUGGCUAGAUGCAAGGAAUGGGAUGAGGUGCUGCUGUGCGGUGUGUUACUAAAACCCAACCAUGCUGUCAGUGAAAUAGAGAAGACAACGAAAGAGACAAAGAAAGACCCGGCUCUAUUUAUGGAUGGGUAAAGGUGAUAAGGGGUGGUGGUGUUAGUCAGGAUACAUAAAUGCAUCAGAUGGGAUAGAUC
Molecule: messenger RNA, 1748 nt
Organism: Aspergillus candidus
Lineage: Eukaryota; Fungi; Ascomycota; Eurotiomycetes; Eurotiales; Aspergillaceae
Product: PQ-loop repeat-containing protein
Exons: 3
Coding region: 452-1375 (307 amino acids)
Source: RefSeq, a predicted model, not a curated record